Molecule: messenger RNA, 3216 nt
Organism: Anopheles darlingi
Lineage: Eukaryota; Metazoa; Arthropoda; Insecta; Diptera; Culicidae
Product: integrin alpha-PS3-like
Exons: 6
Coding region: 1-3216 (1071 amino acids)
Biological process (GO): cell adhesion mediated by integrin; cell-cell adhesion; integrin-mediated signaling pathway
Cellular component (GO): external side of plasma membrane; integrin complex
Molecular function (GO): integrin binding
Source: RefSeq, a predicted model, not a curated record
AUGACUUCUUCGGGGAUAGUGGUCAUACCGACCGUCACGACGGUGCUGCUGCUGCUGCUGCAUUCCGGAACUGGCUUCAAUCUGUCACCCGAGCCGAACUAUGUAUUUCACGAACCGGCCCUCAAGAUGCACAAGAAUAAGGUGCGCAGCUCUAACUUUGGCUACGCGGUCUUCCUUCGAGAAAGUAGCGUGCUCGUUGGCGCUCUUCAGGCACAAUCCGACGUACCGGCUCAGCCGAAAGUAACCGGAACGGGUGUCGUGUACCAGUGCCAGUUCACCGAUGGCAGCUGUGAACCAUACUACUUCGAUCGGGUGGGUAACACGCAUCAGGAGCAGUCAGACUUUGCGUACGAUUCGGAGAAAAGGGAUCUGGACGCCAGCGUGGACGGGCACGGAGCCGAUGGUGAUUGUGUAUCGAAGACGUUCGACGAGCUGUGGGAGUGCUAUCAGCUGCGCGGCGUAUGUCACGUGUCAAAUGGAACCGAGAGCGACGAACCGAAGGAUAUGGGACAGGUUGUACCAUUGCGUUCGAAAAAUAAACGGUUGCAUAAGGAUGCGGAGCAGUGUACCAGCGCGCACCUAACGGACGAUGGGAAGGAGAUCCUGAUCGGUAAACCGGGAAUUUUCAAUGGGCACGGCACUGUCAUCCGUUAUCGGCGGCGCAUCACCGACGAUUGCGGCGGCCUAAGUCGGCGCGACUCUACGAACGGAAACCCACGCCCAACGAACCGCCACAAGUGCGGUUACUUCAGCGAUGUCCCGAUUCCAUACUUCAACCACAUGCAGAAUGAUUCCUACUUUGGUUUUGCCGUGAGUUCAGGACGCUUCCUUCCGGACCAGACGCUACUGUACGUGGCGAGUGCACCUCAGUCGAACGAUCAAGUUGGCGAAGUGCUUAUCUUUGAUAUUGUGAACGCGGACGAGGCACAGAUUAAGGUACACUUCACCAUCACUGGGCAGCAGCAGGGCGAGUACUUUGGCUAUUCGCUCCUAACCGAAGACUUCAAUGGGGACGGGUUUCCGGAUCUUGCCAUCGGUGCACCGAUGCACAGCCGAACGGGCGAUUAUGACACAGGCACAGUGUACGUCUAUUGGAUAAGCGAAGGAGAGUGGAACUUUCGACAGCAGAUUGCGCUUACCUCAGCCUACGAGCAGAGUGGCCGCUUCGGGACCAGCCUUGCCAAGCUCGGUGACAUCAAUAUGGACGGUUACAAUGACAUUGCCAUCGGUGCUCCGUUCGAGGGCGAUGGAGUCGUUUACAUAUUCCUUGGUUCCGCCGAUGGUUUACAAUCGAAGGCAAGCCAGCGGCUGACGGCACCAGCCAAUGAGCUUCGUUGGCCCGGGAAACCCCUGUUUGGGCAUGCCAUCUCCGAUGGAACCGACAUUGAUGGGAACGGCUUCCCAGACCUAGCGAUCGGUGCCCCUAACAGUGAAACGGUGUACGUCUAUCGAACCUAUCCCGUACCGCGCAUCGCAUGUGAUGUGUACUCGUCAAAGCAUGAGCUCUCGAUCGAGGACACCAUGUUCGAUCCGACCGUUUGCCUUACCGGGAGCUUCACUGUUGAUCUUUACAAGCCGGUCGAGCUAAGCUACAGUCUCAGCGUCGACACUCAGAUGGGCCGUGUGACGUUCCUCGAUGGAUCAGGAAGCGCUAGUAGACGUAACGGUACCAUCACCCUACGUGAGGACUCGCCCGAUCAGUGUCAAAAAAUCGCAGCUCGACUGAAUGCGACCUCGGCCAGCAUCUAUCUACCGAUCAUCCUCGAGCUCAACUACCAGCUGCUGAACGCGCCUCCAACGAACGCAUCCAGUGAUGUACCUUUCUGUGAGAAUUGCGUUAUGCUUGAUCCGAAUGAACCAGCUCGGCUAGUUCGGAAGGUUUUUUUCAAAACUGGAUGCCGGGGUGAAGUUUGCAUGUCCGAUCUACAGUUGUCGGCCCGGUGGUUAGACAUUGAUAGUGAAGGAGAAUACAUUCUGGGCAGCACGACGAAGGCUUCCCUCGAAUUCACCGUUUACAAUGAUGGUGAAAAUGCGUACCUACCGCAGCUGAAUGUAACACUCCUGCCAGCUGGACUUACCCUCGCCAAUCUGACGUCCGAGUGUCGCCAGACGGUGACGAUCGAAAGUGUAAAUUUACUGUGCGAUCUGAACAGUGGACUUCUGCUGAAGGCGUCCCACACCGCUAAGUACACCCUGGAGCUGGAUAUGACGAAACUUGAGGGUGGUACAGUGUCCAAGGCAGAGAUACGUGCAGAGGCGCUCAGCACUAGCGAAGAGUUGGUACCGAUGGAUAACUUUUACGAAACGACACUGUCACUGCGGGAGUACAGCGAGAUCGAGUUCGUCACGAAUUCCUCCCCGGAGAAAUCCCUCGUGAGACUGGAAGGCAUGCAAGAUAAUGAAUUCGAGCGGAAUCUGCUCAACAAUGGUCCGAGUGUGUUCAGGAAUUUCGAGAUCACGCUGGAUGUUCCGCUCGUUUACCACAAACCGAACACCGGUGGCCAAACGUACAAGUUGAUCGACAUAAACACGAUCGUUGUGAGCGCUUACUAUAGCAACAAAACGCUCGAUUACGCAUGGAUCCAGAACGGUGAAGAUCUGUUACUGAACCCGAUCGAUCAUGGGUUGAUCGCUGCACAAACGAACAUGAUCGAUGAUAUAUUGCUUAAACUGCCUCCUGGAAGGAAGCUACUGUUCAGCUGCUUUGACGACAUUGACUUGUACGGCCAGUGUGCACGGUUGACAGUAGCCGUUGAUCUCUUCCCUCCCGGUAAUGUACCGAUUGUUUUAAAGCUUAGCUUUCAGCUCGAUCUGGAUGCGGUCGCGAGUGCUCUCCAUGAACCUGAAGACAGCUUUGUGCUACUCAUGAUGGGCAAUGUGCAGCAGAAGCGAGAUCCAGCGGGAACAGCGGAGCAUUCGCGCUUUGAGCUAACGAGCAACAAGCUAUUCGGAAGCACCCUAUCGACACGUAGCAUACCGAAGUGGAUUCCACUGACAGUGUUGAUUCUUCAAGCGAGCAUCCUCGCCGUAUUGACGGUCUCCCUCUUCAAUCGAAUUAUAUAUAAGCGCAUUAGAGAAUGGUUCUUCAUCCGAGCCAAGAAGGAGGAGAUUGAGACACACCAGCAUGAGAACGUUCCUCUUAAUGAACCAACUCCGCCCUCGAGUAGUGAUGGUCCUGUGGAAGUGAACGAGGGAGUCCGAGAAACGAUGGUAUAA